Molecule: messenger RNA, 5267 nt
Organism: Columba livia (rock pigeon)
Lineage: Eukaryota; Metazoa; Chordata; Aves; Columbiformes; Columbidae
Gene: EXOC1
Product: exocyst complex component 1
Exons: 22
Coding region: 2011-4773 (920 amino acids)
Biological process (GO): exocytosis; Golgi to plasma membrane transport
Cellular component (GO): exocyst; plasma membrane
Molecular function (GO): phosphatidylinositol-4,5-bisphosphate binding
Source: RefSeq, a predicted model, not a curated record
UGAGCGGAAGCGGCCGUUGCGGGCAGCUGCGGCGGGAGGCGGAGGCGGCCCGUUCCCUGACGGCCCGGCCGGUCCCGCGGUGAGAGCGACGCGGCUCCGGCUCCUUCCGUCCCUUCCCCGCCCCGGCUCUGGGGCCCUGCCGCUCUUCCCUCCGCGGGCCGGGCUCCACGGGUCGCCCUGGCCGUGUCUGGGCCGCCGGGCUCAGGGUGGGGCCGUGGCGGCAGCGAGGCGCGGGGACUGCGGCUGCCUCCCGCCGGCGGCUGCGCGGAGGGCUGGCUGAGGGCAGUUUCUGCGGGACUGGCAGGUGGGAGGCGGUGAAACUGGUGCGAGAGGAGCCUUUGAGAGGCCGCCGCCUGCUAUCAGUAGCUCUUCGGAGUUUUCUUGUUAAAUUAACGAUCUUUUGAACGUCUUUUUGCUGUGAACGGCGUUCCCGGGGAUGUUACGGUUAGGCUACGCUCUCGAGUUACGUUUUAACCUGCUGGGACGCAGGAGAAGCGUGUUUUCGUGUUGACAGACGUGUGGAGGCCAAGCAGUGCUCACGGAGGAGCUCGGUCACAUCACUCAGUCGAGUCCUUCCCGUGUGUUUCCUGGCUAGGCUGUGUCUGAGAUGUGGUGCAUUUGAUAGAUUUCCUGUAGCCAAGGCUUUUAACAUUACUGGAAAUAUAAAUGUAGCAGUAUCUAAAGGGCUUUAUUAGAGACUGUCAUGUUCUCAGCCCUCUUGAAGCAUUUUUCAGGGGAAGCAGCUUUAUGUCCAGUUCUUUGUGUUUAAUUCUGUUCAUUUCAGACAGCAGGAGUCACAUGUGAAGAACUUGGUGAGGCACCUUGUCCUGGCACGUUGUGAAGUUUUGACAGCCAUGACUAAGGAGGUUGAGUUUGUAAAUGAAGUUGGACUAUAUGCCAGAGCAAGUCUUUGAUCUCAGGUUUAAUGUGUUGUGUUUCAUGGGAAAAGUGUAUUCUGGACAACUUGUGUUAGCACUGAAAUGGGAGAGCUGGUGAGCUGCAGCAGUCUCACUGUGAUUCAGAGCAGAAAGUAAAAACAGAAAUCAGGAAAGAAAGGGGAUAUUUCUGAAAUACAGCGGGUUGUUGGUACUUUGUGUGUGUGUUUUAUGCACUUGUUGAAGAGUAACAGGAAUGACAACCUGAUGCAGUUUUGGAAACAGAAGCUGAGCCCAGCAUUUGAUGAAAGGGGAGGAAAAGUGUUAGAUGGGAGCUUUGGUGUGUACCUUGCCAUCAGGGUCUCAUAUAAACAGCAUUUCUUUGGAUGCCCUGAGCUCUGUACACUUGACAACACUGAUUCCAGCUUAGUAUAUUGUCCCUUGUUUCCCAAAGCCCUUGGGUUAGUAAUCUUUCAAGCUAGUAGAUUCCCUCAGAUGAGAGAUGUGGCAGCAGCCAGCUGAGCUGAGACAGUGGGACAUAAAAGACUGAAAGAGAAGUCAAUGCCUCUUCUGUUUUAAGUGCCAAGGGAACCUUUUUUCUCUGCUGUAUGUUUGUCAGAGAAAGCAACCCAGGUGUCUCCAAGAGAAAAAUCCAACCUAAUUUAACUCCAUAUAUUGUCUCAGCAUCAGACAGUGUAGUAUGUGAUAUGUAUUAACCAUAUUUUUAACAUGCUGUAGAAUUUUAAGGCCCAAGUGUAGAGUUAUAUUGUAGCUUCUGCAUUUAAAUAAACACAUUGAAAUUGAUGUCUAAGCGUUGCUCUUUUUAGUCUACCUAGAAUAUCUCUGUAGUGUGAGGAACUGUUCUGAAUUGGGUGAAUAUUGCCGAUUACUUCAUUUUCUGGAGCCCCUUCUUCUCAGCCUUUACUCUCUCCUGCUGCUGUUACUGCAGAGGUGAAUCACUUGUAGGGGGAACCCUGGGAACAGAUACACUGCCCCCAUCUCUCUCUAACUCCUUUUCUGCUCCUCUACCUCCCCCAAAUCAUCUGAAAACCCUCUUUUUAAUCAGAAGAAAAAAUAGAAAGCAAACUUCUAGGUGGUGUUAGGAAAGUACUUUUGCUGUUAAAGCUGAGAGAAAAUGACUGCAAUCAAGCAUGCUUUACAGAGGGAUAUUUUCACUCCCAAUGAUGAACGCUUGUUGAGCAUUGUAAAUGUGUGCAAAGCAGGCAAAAAGAAGAGAAACUGCUUUUUGUGUGCCACAGUGACCACAGAACGACCAGUGCAAGUCAAUGUGGUAAAAGUGAAAAAAUCUGACAAGGGAGAUUUCUACAAAAGGCAGACUGCAUGGGGACUUCGAGAUCUUGCUGUUGUUGAUGCCAAAGAUGCUGUUAAAGAGAAUCCUGAAUUUGACUUGCAUUUUGAUAAAGUGUACAAGUGGGUUGCGAGCAGCACAGUGGAAAAGAACACCUUCAUUUCAUGUAUCUGGAAACUCAAUCAGCGAUAUCUUAGGAAGAAAAUUGACUUUAUUAACGUUAGUUCACAGCUUUUGGAAGAACUGCCUAAAGUUGCAGAAGAAUCCGUUCCAAGUGGAGAGAACCAAAGUGUAACAGGAGGUGAUGAAGAGUCUGUGGAUGAAUACCAGGAGUUAAAUGCAAGAGAAGAACAGGAUAUUGAAAUAAUGAUGGAAGGCUGUGAAUAUGCUAUUUCUAAUGCGGAAGCCUUUGCAGAGAAGUUGUCAAGAGAGCUACAAGUGCUGGAUGGGGCAAAUAUCCAGUCAAUUAUGGCCUCAGAGAAACAGGUGAAUAUCUUGAUGAAGUUGCUGGAUGAAGCUCUAAAGGAAGUUGACCAAAUUGAGCUGAAGCUGAGCAGUUAUGAAGAAAUGCUUCAGAGUGUAAAAGAGCAAAUGGAUCAAAUUUCAGAAAGCAACCACCUAAUCCAUCUCAGCAACACAAAUAAUGUGAAGCUACUGUCAGAAAUAGAGUUCUUAGUGAAUCACAUGGAUUUGGCUAAAGGUCAUAUAAAGGCCCUUCAGGAGGGAGAUCUGACAUCUUCUCGAGGCAUUGAGGCUUGCACUAAUGCAGCAGAUGCCCUUUUGCAGUGUAUGAAUGUAGCUCUUCGUCCAGGACAUGAUAUGCUUCAAGCAGUGAAACAGCAACAGCAGCGGUUUGGUGACUUGCGUGAGCAAUUUGCACGGAGACUUGCCAGUCAUUUGAACAGCGUAUUUGUUCAUCAGUUUAAUCAGAACUUCCUUCAGCUCUGUAACAGGCCCUACUCUCUUUCAGUUGCAGGUCACGAUCAGAGUUCUACUCUUGCCCAGCACUCUGCUGAAUUGACAUUACCCAAUCACCAUCCAUUUCACAGAGAUUUACUUCGAUAUGCUAAACUGAUGGAGUGGCUAAAGAACACAGAUUAUGGAAAAUACGAAGGGCUAACAAAGAAUUAUAUGGAUUAUUUAUCACGACUAUAUGAAAGGGAAAUCAAAGAUUUCUUUGAAGUUGCCAAGAUCAAGAUGACGGGCACAACCAGAGAAGGAAAAAAGUUUGCUACACUGCCUCGAAAAGAAAGUGCUGUCAAACAGGAAACUGAGAGUCUUCAUGGAAGUUCUGGAAAACUGACUGGGUCUACUUCUAGCCUAAAUAAACUCUCUGUUCAGAGUUCAGGAAGCCGUAGGUCUCAGUCAUCCUCACUGUUGGAUAUGGGAAACAUGUCUGCCUCUGACCUUGAUGUGGCUGAUAGAACAAAAUUUGAUAAGAUUUUUGAGCAAGUAUUAAGUGAACUAGAGCCUCUGUGUCUGGCAGAACAGGACUUCAUUAGUAAAUUUUUCAAACUACAGCAACAUCAGAGCAUCUCGGGGACAACAACGAAUGAAGCAGAAGAAAUGGAUGGAGGAACUUUAUCUCGUUCAUACACUUCUGGUGUCCCACAAACAAUAUCAUCUGAGAAGGACAUGAUCCGACAAAUGAUGACAAAAAUAUUUCGUUGUAUUGAACCUGAGCUGAAUAAUCUUAUAGCGCUGGGGGACAAGAUUGAUAGUUUUAAUUCCCUUUAUAUGUUAGUUAAGAUGAGUCAUCAUGUAUGGACAGCACAAAACGUGGACCCAGCUUCCUUUCUCAGCACAACACUUGGAAAUGUUUUGGUGACUGUCAAAAGGAACUUUGAUAAAUGCAUUAGUAAUCAAAUGAAGCAGAUGGAUGAAGUAAAAAUCUCAAAGAAGAGUAAAGUUGGGAUCCUUCCAUUUGUUGCUGAAUUUGAAGAGUUUGCAGCCCUCGCCGAAUCGAUUUUCAAAAAUGCAGAACGACGAGGAGAUCUAGAUAAAGCCUACACAAAACUUAUUAGAGCUGUCUUUGUCAGUGUUGAGAAAGUAGCUAAUGAAAGCCAGAAAACACCAAGAGAUGUGGUCAUGAUGGAGAACUUCCAUCAUAUUUUUGCAACACUUUCUCGCUUGAAAAUUUCUUGUCUUGAGGCUGAGAAAAAAGAAGCCAAACAGAAAUACACUGAUCAUCUUCAGUCUUAUGUAAUCUACUCCCUCGGACAGCCUCUUGAGAAAUUAAAUCAUUUUUUUGAAGGUGUUGAAGCUCGUGUGGCACAAGGUAUACGAGAAGAAGAAGUAAGCUAUCAACUGGCUUUUAAUAAACAAGAACUUCGUAAAGUUAUAAAGGAAUAUCCAGGUAAAGAAGUGAAGAAGGGAUUGGAUAAUCUCUACAAGAAGGUAGAUAAACAUCUCUGUGAAGAAGAAAACUUACUUCAGGUCGUGUGGCAUUCCAUGCAAGAUGAGUUUAUAAGACAAUACAAGCACUUUGAAGGGCUGAUCGCUCGCUGCUAUCCUGGAUCGGGAAUUACUAUGGAAUUCACUAUACAGGAUAUUUUAGACUACUGCUCCAGUAUUGCACAGUCUCAUUAAGUUCUAGAAAGGGAAAGAGAAGCUAGCAAAGUUUAUGCCUGUGUAUAAGGGAAUCAAACACUAUAAAUGCUAUUAGUUUUUAAAAGGUGGAUUUCCAUGUUAUGUGUAGUUAACUGCCAUAUAUGUCAAGUUACACUCCUGCUUUAAACAUCUUUCAGGGCAAAAUGAAACCUUCAGGAAUUUGUUGCUCUUCUACUGGGUUCAAGUACCGUCUGAAAGCAUUAAUUCUGUGAAACACAUUGGAUAUAGUUUUUCCCUUCCCCUACGGUUCAGAUACUUUUAUUUAUAAUCCCUUCUCUUGCUAAAAGCACUAAGCACUACCUUUAUAGUAUGCAAAAAGGAUACUACUGUUUCACUAAUAUUUUGCAUCUUGGAAAUUAUGUAAGUAUUAAAGUCUAUCAAAUUUUUUGCAUGUUCUAGGAAGUAUAGAUGUGGAAAUUUGUGUUCUGAGAUGUGAUGUGACUAUAAUUCUUAAAUAAAUGGUGUUCAUCAUA